Messenger RNA from Truncatella angustata, 381 nucleotides. RefSeq lists its product as uncharacterized. Bases 1 to 381 code for a protein of 126 amino acids. The transcript has a single exon. Lineage: Eukaryota; Fungi; Ascomycota; Sordariomycetes; Amphisphaeriales; Sporocadaceae. The record is from RefSeq and is a predicted model, not a curated record.
AUGGACCGUCACGUGUUCUUUGCGCACAAGGUGAUGGCUAUCCGCUUCACGACCACGCUUGAGAAUGAUACAGGAGACGAGGGAAAGCCUGGCAGCCCAGGGGACGCCGAGUGUGAAGGCGACAUCGAUGGUGCAAUUAUUCUUGACCAUAGUGUUAUAAAGUGGCGGAGAGGUGGCAAAAAAGCUAGGCACUUCGAGCUGUCAAGCGAAGCCGAAAGAAUCAAGGUAUUGAGGGACUAUUUUGGCAUUGAGAUUGGCAUUGAGAAAGCUGCAGCCAUGAUGGGAUGUGCUGCCCAGUUAGCUAACAAUGGCUGGGGCGUGUUUGAUGAUGAUAUGCUAUAUAGGGAAGCUGGUGCCCCAGCUGGGAGUAUGCCUGUCUAG